GACCUCGACCUUUUAAACCCUUGACAAUAACUUUCGCCAAGGUCAACAGUCUUCAAAAGAAAGCUCUCGAGCACUAGUGAACAUGACUAGUACGGAGACCCCAGCACAAAGGGCUUUGAGGCUCAUGAAAACUGAAGACGUAACAAAUGGGGUCUGGAACUACCUCCUUAGCACCGCUUUCACCUUUCCGAAGUUUCUCGUUGUCCCCGAAUACCACUUCGUUACAACAGCUGGUGCCGGUGACGAAGGUUAUGCCGACCUUGCGGUUCUUAAGGUCGACGGCUUGGGGAAAAACAACCAUCGGAUCGUGUUGCUAUACGAAGGCAAAAAGGAGGGUGGUGAUUGGGCGAAGAUUGCAGAUACUGCGAGGCAAGCUAAUAGGGCCAUGGGAGGAAGGAAAAAAGGUGAAACGCCUUUUAUUGUCAUUGCGCUUGGUCCUUAUUUUGGCUUUCUCCAUCAUGAUCUUACCAAUGUGGAUGGAUUUGUCAGAACAGGCGUGAAGGGGAAGGACUACGUUACUGGGUUAGUUGAUGCAACAGACGGUAAAAAAGACAACUUCGAGCGGAUUAUGCAAAUGUUAGGGGAAUAUGCAAACACCUUUUAACAAAGAUUUGGAUUAGCA
Molecule: messenger RNA, 622 nt
Organism: Paecilomyces variotii
Lineage: Eukaryota; Fungi; Ascomycota; Eurotiomycetes; Eurotiales; Thermoascaceae
Exons: 1
Coding region: 83-604 (173 amino acids)
Source: RefSeq, a predicted model, not a curated record